This is a messenger RNA of Chelmon rostratus (copperband butterflyfish), 2634 nucleotides long. It is a transcript of the gene tslig3b, whose product is annotated as family with sequence similarity 98 member B. Lineage: Eukaryota; Metazoa; Chordata; Actinopteri; Chaetodontiformes; Chaetodontidae. Gene Ontology annotation, cellular component: tRNA-splicing ligase complex. Bases 137 to 1261 code for a protein of 374 amino acids. The transcript is spliced from 8 exons. The record is from RefSeq and is a predicted model, not a curated record.
GGCAUUGUAGCUUCCAGGCAUGUCAGCGCCGCAGAAAUGAAUGGGUGCACGCACUGUAAAUGUUGACGUUGUUGGACCCCUAACAUCGUCAUGUUUUAAGUAGACAAACACACGUACUGACCUCACGGAUUAGGCCAUGGAGUGUGAUAUCUUGGACUCGUUAGAGCAGCUUGGCUAUGACGGCCCUCUGCUGGAGGAGAAGGCGCUGCUCACAGCCGCGGAAGGAGGCCUGUCCUCGCCGAAGUUUGUGGAGCUCUGCAGGUGGCUGGCAUCCAGGUUAAAGCCGCUGUGUGAUCUGGAGGAGAGCAUUACUUCCGGUCCAGACGACAUGGACAGCCUUCAGGUAGAGAUGAGUGGUUUGCUGAAGGAGUUGCACUGUCCUCACAAAGACGUAGUUUCAGGGAUCCUCAAGGGCAGUUUGCCAAAUGCAAAAGAUCAUCUCAAGUUUGUCUUGUUUCUGAGCUCUGAGCUCCAGGCAGCUCAGAUUGUGAGGAGCAGAGGAGUCUCUGAUGAACGAACCGAAGAGAGUCCGACGUGUCAGGAGCUCAGAGCGAUCUGUGAAACACUGAACCUACCAGAGCCGAGAGGACAGGACGCGGCAGGAGUUUUCUCUCAAGUCCAAGACAAGGUUGAUAAAGUACUUAAAGAGCUUCCAAAUGGCUCCAUUGGAAACCCGGUGCUAAAGAAGUCUCUAUGCAGUGAACAGUGGGAGAAGCUGCACAACAUAAACACGGUUCUGUCUUCAGAGUACGAGUGUCGGCGCAGGAUGCUGAUCAAACGGCUCGACGUCACGGUUCAGUCUUUCGGCUGGUCAGACAGAGCCAAGGUCAAGGUGGACAGCAUGGCGAGGGCCUACCAGCCUAAGAGACACUCUCUGAGGCCACAGUCCACAGUGGACAUGGCCGAGCUGCUGGCUGCCAGAGAAGACAUCUGCAAUGUGGUGAAGACCAGCAGUGGCUCGAGCAGGGAGAAUACGACUUGUGCUGUCAACAAGAUCCUGAUGGGGAGAGUCCCGGACAGGGGAGGACGUCCCUCGGAGAUAGAGGCCCCACCCCCUGAGAUGCCACCAUGGCAAAAAAGACAAGACGGUCGAGGAGGUGGCGGCUGGGGAGGCCGCGGUGGUGGUGGAAGAGGAGGAGGUGGUCGGGGAGGUGGUGGAGGUUGGAGAGGAGGUGGAUGGAACCAAGGAGGAUAUGGUGGACAUGGUAGCUCUGGAGGACAUGGUGGACACGGAGGAAAGCGAGGACGGUACCAGUAUUAAUGUCUCUCCUGUUCCCACAUUUAGCGUCUCGCAUGAACUCUGUUUUUCAGUGGAGGGACAAAAAAGGUGAACUUCCACUGAAACUUCUCCCUCAUUUUAGGUGAUUUAUAAUGCUCCGGUUUUUACUUUUAUUAGUGUUUCCUUUUGCUUUUUUUAAUAUUCUCAUUACUGUUUUUUAAGGUGAAAGCACCAGUAUUACUGUAACUUCAUCACAAGUACCUUUUUUAAAUACAAAACAAAUGAUUUAACGUGCAUUAGGCUGUAAAUCUGUAACUCUGUCCCAAAUUCAUACUACAUAAUAAGGAGGUCUGGAGUACGCGUUUUGUAAGGUAUGUAACUUAUACUAUUUGUAGAAUUGGAUUCCAGUGGUGGCUGUUUAGGAUUGUUUCCGAUUCGUGUGAUCCCGUUUCCAGCAAGUCCAGAGCGUUGUUAAGUCCAAAAUAGUCAUAAUUUAUUUGAAAACAGAUGGAUGUAAUAAUUUCUAAAGUUCACAUGUUUUUAUUUAACGAAAGAUUCUGCUUCGGUCUGUAUUUGUUGGAAUUUAGCCUUUCAGAAAUAACAUUUUUCCAUUUCUCUCUGUUUGCUCACAUCUGUAUUUACAGGUUGGUCUAACAGCGCCAUAAACUACAUUUGUAUAAUGUCAACAUUAAGAAUGAAUUCAAAUGUCAACUUUAUGAACAAAGCUUUGAAAUAUUCCCCUACAUAAACCAGUGGUACGGAUAGGGUUCUUGUCGAGCCCUUUUCUCCCACAAUGCAAUGCACAAUGGAAACGAAGGAGCAGCUCCUGGAAACCAAAAACUACUAUAAAUACAUUUUGGAAAAACAUUUAAACCAUUGAAGUCAGUAGAUUUCCGUUAAACUAACUGCAAAAUACAUAGUCUGUCGUAUGGAUCUGGGACACAGCUUGCAUUUUUGACAAAGUUCAGGUACCACUGAGCGGACUGGUCAACACUGAACAGAGGGACAAAAACACAUCAGUUUUGCUCUGCAUGAAACACGAGUUCUUGACACUGAACAUUCUGCUUUUAAGCUUAUGUAACUGAACACUUAGAGGAUCUACGCAUUAGAUGAAGGAUGUUGAAGAUGAUGCACACAAAGCAAGCAAAUGACAACAAGCGAUCUUUGCCUGGCAGACGAGGUGUUAGUGUGAUGACUGAAACCACUGCUACCUGCUGAGGACAAUGUUAAAGCAUUGGACUAAAAAAAAUGUCUUCAGCCUCUUUCUCAAGGACCAGAGACUUUGACUUUUUAAAUCCAUAUUUACAUUUUGGACUGAUAAAUAUCAUCUCUCGCCACGUUUCUGUGAAGAUUCUGUACCAGCUAUCAUGACUGAUCUGUUUUCACAUCUGAAUUUAUUUAAUAAAGAUCUCUUC